AUGAGUUGGUCAAUAAAGCCAGCGGUAGCGGUAGCGGUUUAUGGCGAUAAAUCGGCGUUCUACAACUGUGAUAUCUUGGGGUUGCAAGACACGUUGUGGGACAAUCAAGGCAGACAUCACUUCAAAGAUUGUUACAUUGAAGGUGCUAUCGAUUUCAUUUUUGGCCAGGGCCAAUCUAUCUACGAGGACUGUCACAUACACGCAACAGCGGGAGGAUUGUCAUCAGAAGUGACGUACGGUUACAUAACGGCUCAAUCAAGAAGGAGUGAUUCGGACACAAGUGCGUUCGUGUUCCUACGAGGAAGUGUGUCAGGGACCAUCAAUGUCUAUCUUGGACGAGCCUAUGGUCCAUUCAGCCGAGUCAUUUUCAUCCAAACCGAUCUUGCUUCUGUCGUCAUCCCUCAGGGUUGGUUCCCUUGGCACUUCGCUGGUCACGAAGCGAGGUUCACGUACGCAGAAGUUGAUUGUAAAGGAGCUGGGUCGGAUGUUUCUGGAAGAGUUCCUUGGAUGGACAAACUUCAUUCUUUUCGCGCUAAACAACGAUUCUCUACUUCCAAUUUCAUCGACCAAGAUGGAUGGAUCUCCAAUAUUCCUCGUUUCUAG
Molecule: messenger RNA, 603 nt
Organism: Microthlaspi erraticum
Lineage: Eukaryota; Viridiplantae; Streptophyta; Magnoliopsida; Brassicales; Brassicaceae
Source: the annotation of a GenBank genome assembly